Molecule: messenger RNA, 4536 nt
Organism: Vespa crabro (European hornet)
Lineage: Eukaryota; Metazoa; Arthropoda; Insecta; Hymenoptera; Vespidae
Exons: 3
Coding region: 362-3046 (894 amino acids)
Source: RefSeq, a predicted model, not a curated record
UGACAUUUUUCAUUCCACGAUAUAUACAUAUACAUUAUACUAUGUACAACAUAUUGCGUGUUACAUUUCGUAUACAAAAGUAGCAUGAGGAAAGAUUGAAAACAGUGAAAGUCAUGAAUUAAUUUGUAUAACUUGAAUUUAUAAUCGUCUUAUGAGAAACUAAAAUAGAGAUUUUUCUCUCAAAUUUUUAUUUCAUUUUUUUUUUAAAGUUUAUGAUUUUAUCAUCGACCGAAUUGUACGACCUAAUAAAAAAAUAUUACAAUAUAUACAAUAUAUACAAACAAACUACAUAUUAUUUUGGUACUUUAUUUUUACGAAUAAGAAAGGUAGAAAGUAUUUGUUUUCUCAAGAGUUAUCAGUGAUGAUGAAGGCAAGCGGAAGAAACUUAAGGUCUAGUAAGACAACAACUAAUAAAACAUCUACUAAUAAAAUUAAUAGAUCUACAAUGAAAUCUGGUACUGCAAUGGAAAAUAAAAAGACAACUAUAAAAACCUUACGAUCAACAUCUAAAAAAUCUGAUUUAAUGAAAAUAGAGAUGACAAGAGGAAAAGAAGAAAAGGAGAUAGUAUCAAGAUCUAAAAGAAAAAAUACUACUGGAAAUAGAAGUACAAAACGUAUAAUUUUAAGUAGUAAAAGAAAAGCAAAUAUUCCAGAGGGAGUGAAGUUAAAAAAUAAGUCAUCAAGUUUUCGACAAAUGUCUUUAAAAGAAUCGUUUUCGAAUCAGGAAGCUUUGUCCAAACGACUUCGUCCAAGAAAAGAGAGUAGGAAUUAUUGUGAGGAUUCUGUAUUACAGAAAACAAAUAUUGUAUCUCAGGAGCAAAAAGAUGUAGAAUUAGAAAAUGCACCAGGAGUGAGUGAUAAGUUAAAGUUGCCUGUAUAUAAGUCUGUGAAACUUAAUGAAGAAUCUUCAAGGAAUGUGAGUGAUAUAUAUGAUUUUAAAUUCGAUGAGAAUGAUUCAAAAGAGAAAUUAGGAGGGAAAAGAAAAAGACGUAUUGUUAAUCGGGUGGGACAAAAGAGAGUAAAAAAAACUAAACGUACUAGACAGAAAAAGGUACCACAGGUGAUUGUAGAAAGAUUAUCAAGUGAUGUAAUAUCGUUAUGUACUACGAAGAAAAUUGAAGAUAAUAAUGAACAAAACCAUAUGUUAUUACCGUCAAUCAAUAUCGUAGAGAAAUUUGAAGAUGACGUUGAAAAUCAAAAUGAAUUACCUCCACCUGUUGAUGAUAAAAAAUUUGAAGCUGAAUCUAAUAGUGUGCCAAAUUUAGAAACAAAUCAUUUGCCAUCAACACAAGCUGUUUCUGAAGAUACAAAAAAGCACCCAAAUACUAUUGUAUCAAAAUCUAAAAUAGUUUCUAUUGAAAAUCUUAACAAUAAUGAAGUUUUGUUAAUCGAUACACCAGUAAAAUCAAAGCCAGACAAUUUUGCUCCAUUUAGGAAAACUAAUGUAUUUUGUAAUAGAGUUAAAUCUCAUCAAGAAAAUACGAUAAAUGAUUCAUUAAUUAGUAAAUCUUUGUCACCGAUUAAAAAAGCAUUUGUAAAUUUUGACGUAGGUAGUCCUUGGAGAUUAUCACCGAUAAAUACUUUUUCUCAAGUGAAGAAUCUAUUCCAAAGUACGCCACAACCUAGGACGUUAGAAAUAUUACAAAGUAAAAUUAAACCAAAUACAAAAGAUCAAGCUAUAAAAUGUUUGGAGACCGUUAAAAAGAAUGAUGUAUCAGAAAUAAUUAAUGAGGAUAUUAAUAGGCAGAAAAUUUGUGAUAAAUUUAAUUAUAUAAAUAGAAAAGUUGGACAAGUUAUUAGGAAAUUUGGAACAGAGAUUACAAAUUUAGAUAAUUCUGUAUCAAUAAAUAAUAAUACUGUAAUUACUGAACAGUAUGAAGAAAUGGCAAGCAAUAAGGAAUUAAGAGUUUCAAAUAAGGAUUUGCAAAAUACAAUUGGUACUACAUCUAUGGAUUCUUCUGCAUUCAAUGCUACAAACGAAGAUAAAGAAAAUGCUGCUCCAAAAUCUCCUUCAAAGUCUAAGAAAUUUUUAAGAAAGAGAUUGAGAAAAGUCACUAAUACGAGUUCUUCUCCUUUGCACAAAAAAAGACAUAUAAAGGAUAAGGAAAAUUUAAAUAUGCAAUCACAACCUAUUAGUAUGCAAACAUUUAGUCGCAAUGGUACUGUGCCACAUGCCCAAGAAGAAAAGCAAGAACAAAGUAAGGAAAUUUUUGAACCUCAACCUGGACCAUCGGGCUUACAAAAAUUGAAGUCCCCUAAUCAGAAACCAUUACAACAAACAAAUUUAAAUGCUUUUUUAAACAUAACGGAAAUGCCUCAGAGUACUAGAAUAAAUACGGCUCAUGGUAUUUUCUGUGAUGCACAAUCAACGCCUAUUAAUGGUAAACAUGUCAAGCCUAUAAAAACGAUAGCUGAUACAAAACGUAUGGAAUUGGAUAAUGCUUUUGGAUUUAAUGAAGAUACUGGCGACAUGAUUUUAGAUAUAUCGCCAAUUUAUUCUGAUUUAACGAGUAACAAUGUACAAGAUAGAAAUAUUUUGAAAACGAAUGUUAAAGAAACGAAAAGAAUAUCAUCGCUUCCUAUGAGAUAUUUUCCGAAGGAAAUGAAAAAAGAUACAGUGUCAAAAAAAGUAAACGCUGGUGAAAACAAUGAAAAAGGUAAAGAGAAGGAAAAUGUAGUAGUAGAAGAACCUUUACCUGAGAAAAACAGGCUUAUAGAUACAGCUGCUUUUUCGGAUACUUUCGAUGUUUUGGGAGAAAUAAAAGAGGUAAAGAAUGAUUCAACAGAUAUGCCAUUGUUUACCGAUCUUGAGCCUACUCAUUUUACGGAGCCUCCUACGCGUUCGUACAAGAGGAAACGUAAUGUCACAUAUAAUUUCUCUGAAAGUGGUAGCGAGGAAGACGAAGAAAAUAAUCACGUAUCAGAGAGAAAAAGGAAAAAGCAUGGAAAAUUGAAGAAAUACGAAAUACGAAGAAUGGAAGAAUGGGUGAAAAGUAUCAAUGAAACUUUUCAAGAUAUCGAUCAUCACGAAUUGGUGGUGGAAUAAAAGUAUAAGAAAAAGGGAUCAAUUAUUAUAUCUUUAUUUUCGUAUAAUGUAUAAUUUCUUUAUUUUCGUUUUAUCGUAGGGCCCUAUUUUAUUUUCGUUUUUAUCAUUCAAUUUUAAUAACGUACUGCGUAUGGUUUUUAUAAUUAUUUUAGUUGUAAAUGUAUAUGUAUACAUAAUUUAUCAUACUUUAUAUUUUCCUAGGUCCCUCGCUGUUUAUACAUUACCAUACAUAUUAUUGUAAGAUUACAUAGCAACUUGAAAAUGAUAUUAAUAUAUUUAUAUCUGUUGAAAGUAAAUGAAAUAUCUUUCAUUUCAUUAUAUAGAUCGUAUAGAUCGUAAAACGUUUAGAAAAGGAUUAGAAAAAAAGAUUAGAAGAAAAGAUUAAAAAAAAAUUUUAACAUUUUAAUCGAAACAUAUGUAUCUAAUUUUUUUCGAGGGCGACAAUGCAUCUGCAGAUGCAUCGUCGUUCUCGCGUUUCUUUAUCGAAUGAGUCAAGUCGGUAAUAUUAAUGAUCGUAUUUCAUUAACCAUCAGGGAAAGGAUCUGCGUGGAUAAAGGAGAAAAGAAGAAGACUCACGAACGAUAACAGGGAGCCGAACAGUAAGAAUAAAGGAUCAGCAGUUUCAAGAAAUUGUCGCGAGGGGGCAUUUGUGUUUCGUUGCAGAAACGAGAGGGUGGGGAGGUCGCGAACGAUGCGCGCGCAUCGGGCGAAGGGGGACAUGCGCAGGAAUACGGGCGAGUAGCACGUCUGGACGGUUAGUGCAUGGCGGCCCGAGGCCCGUAUCGAUAUCGUCGUAUCGCCCACCACUCGAGCUGACGUCCCGGCCGGGCACGAGUGCGUGCGUGCGUGCGCGCGGUGCGCCGGAUUUCUCUCUCUCUCUCUCUCUCUCUUUCUCUCUCUGUCUGUCUCUCUUUCUCUCUGUCUCCGUCCGUCCAUCCGUCUCUCUCUUUCCAUCCGACCUAUCUAUCUAUUUUUCUCUCUCCCCUUUCCUCCUUCCCUUUCCCCAGACUAUUUCCCUCUCUGUCUUCUUGAUCUCGCACAUCUCUUCCUCCUUACGCGUUCCUUGCGCGAUUCCUUUCCUUUUAUCAUCCUCAUCGUCGUCGUCCUCCUCCUCUUCCUUCUCCUCCUUCUGCUGCUGCUCCUAAUAACCAGCCUCCACCCUUUUUAUUUUCCAUCUCCCUUCCAACCGUCUCUCUUUUUUUCCCUCCCCCCUCCCCCUGCGACCAACCUCUUCAGGAGAUCGCGCGCGCGCGCGAGCGACCGUUCGACGCGAUCGUGGCGCGUUUUGCGCCAAAGUGCGCGACCGGCUUAACGCACACGUUCGUUCCUUCUCGCGUCACGCGAGUAUCUCGUGUCCCGAUCGAGUAAGUGCCUCUGUCAUUCCUCUAAGACCUUCUUUAUCCUUCUGGAAUUCCAGGACAGCGAGCUGCUCUGUCUAGGAUAAAAGAGAGAAAGAAGAAGAGGUGAAGAGGAAGUAUCACGUCCUUCCG